Molecule: messenger RNA, 686 nt
Organism: Hydra vulgaris (swiftwater hydra)
Lineage: Eukaryota; Metazoa; Cnidaria; Hydrozoa; Anthoathecata; Hydridae
Source: RefSeq, a predicted model, not a curated record
GAUAGUCUUGAUUCAAAUAUGUUGUUUUGCAAUAUUUUGUCAUUGUUUUAGUGGCGUUCUCUAUUCAAAUAAUUGCUUUUAUGUAAAAUAUUAUAAAACCCUUUCAUUUUAUACUUUUCAGAUUAUAACAAAUUUCUUAAAAUAUAUAAUGGCCGAUGAUGAUGAAGAUGGGUUUCCUGGUAAAUCUGCAAGGACUAGAAAUGGUCGGAGUACUGUAAGAGAGAAAAAUGAGGAAAACUUCUUGGUUACUACACGUUUCAGAAGUCCUCCUCCAAUGAGAUACACCUCUCCUAGGGCUAGCAGGGAUUGUCAACCAGGAACCUCAAGUACAUCCUUCAACAUAAGUUUAGCUCUACAGAGAAUAAUAGGUGUAAAAGAACAAUCUACAUACUUCAGUAUCCACUACAUAUGUUUGCACCAAACAGACUACCCACACUGGGAGAAGUUUGUCGUAGAAUAUAUUGGCUCAGAGCAAGUAAGAAUAACGCAAAACUAUCCUGUGCACAAAAGACAAUGUCAAGAUCUAUGCUUUGCAUUGGAGGGGAGUGUACGAAAAGUAACAGGGGAGAAUUUACUGGAGUAUGCAUUUUGAGAGAACUGUUAAGUCUUUGGGACAAGAGUGGAUUUGAUUCAAAAUUUCGGGUUACAGAACAAGUAGUGAAGAAGAAGCUUGAGAAAUCUUAUGA